Molecule: messenger RNA, 744 nt
Organism: Rhopalosiphum maidis (corn leaf aphid)
Lineage: Eukaryota; Metazoa; Arthropoda; Insecta; Hemiptera; Aphididae
Product: zinc finger MYM-type protein 1-like
Exons: 3
Coding region: 1-744 (247 amino acids)
Source: RefSeq, a predicted model, not a curated record
AUGGACUUCAACAAGGAUCGAGGAGAGAAAACCUGGAGCAACGAAGGUGUGUCAAAUAUAAAAAAUUUCGAACGAAAAGCAAACAAACAUGCUAUUUCUGAAAGGCAUCUCGUUUGUCAGGAACAAUUUAAGUUACUUGGUAAAAAUAUAAUUGAUCAUGCACUAUCGGAAGGGCGACGCUUGCAAGCCAUAAAAUAUAAUGAACAAGUUGGCAUUAACCGUCGCAUAUUAGCUCGAUUAAUUCAUGUUGUGUGUUAUUUGGGGAAACAAGAGUUAGCUUUCCGAGGACACGAUGAACGAAAAAGCUCAUUAAGUAAGGGUAAUUAUUUAGAGCUAUUAGAACUCUUAUCGCAAGAAGAACAAAUACUCAAAGAACAUUUUUUGUCUAACUCUUUAUUUAAAGGAACGUCUAGUGAUGUGCAAAAUGAUUUAAUUGCUUGUAUUACAGAUGUCGUAAAUACUAAAAUAAUGAAUGAUUUAAAAUGUGCAAAUUUUGUGUCUAUACAAGCCGACGAAACUACCGAUGUAUCGUGCAAAUCACAAAUGAGUAUUAUUUUAAGAUACGUUGUUGACAACAACAUUGAAGAGAGAUUUAUAGGUUUUUUUGAUGUAUCAAAAGAUAAAAGUGCUGUUGGACUUAUGAUGGAGCGGCCGUCAUGGCUGGAAACCAAAAUGGAGUCCAAGCCAUUAUUAAAAAAACUUAUCCAAAAGCCCUAUUUAUUUACUGCUAUGCCCAUCAACUGA